Pisolithus orientalis is the source of this 1268-nucleotide messenger RNA. RefSeq names its product chromatin associated protein KTI12. Lineage: Eukaryota; Fungi; Basidiomycota; Agaricomycetes; Boletales; Pisolithaceae. The record is from RefSeq and is a predicted model, not a curated record. The transcript is spliced from 6 exons. The coding region runs from base 135 to 1040 and encodes 301 amino acids.
UCGCGGAUGGUUUUGUAGACCGCUUCGGAAGGGCAUCGUGGUCGUUUAAGCUGAGCUGCUGCGGCCACCCGCGUUGCCCGGAGUGUUUUGCACCAUGUCUGGUCGACGUACAGCGAUAACGGCGACACUAGAAAAUGACGGCCCUCAUCACGAUAUCUGGCUAUCCGUCCUCUGGAAAAUCACAGCGGGCAGCUCAGAUCAAACGACACAUCGAGGCCCGGCUGGAAGACCCAUCUUAUGUGGGACCAUCGCUGUCCGUCGCUGUCCUCGACGACACUCUCAACAUUGACCGAUCUUCUUAUAAUGAUUCGAGAUCAGAAAAACCAGCUCGCGGAACGCUCUUCACAGCUGUCCAGCGCAACCUGGCUCAGAACAAGGUUGUCAUCGUCGAUUCGCUGGACUACAUCAAGGGAUUCCGGUAUCAGAUCUAUUGUGCUGCGAGGGAGCUCAAAGUCCGCGUCUGUACGGCCUGGGUGUACGUGCUCGCUAUGCCCGAUCUGUGCAAGCAAUGGAACAGCGAACGCACGGAUGGAGAAGUAUACGCCCCAGAGACCCUUGCGAACCUGCUGCAGCGCUAUGAAGAGCCCUCUUCGAUGGUUCGAUGGGACUCCUCUCUCUCUACCGUGUCAUGGACAGAUGAAGACGUACCAGCAGACGACAUCUGGAGAGCGAUAACCGAAGGAAUAAUGAAGCCCCCCAACACGGGAACACAAGCUGUCGCAAAAGCCCCGACCGACGCCCUGCGUACGCUCGAGCACACCACUGCUUCGGUCGUUUCUGCCCUCGUCUCCGAACAGGUCAACUCCGGCUCGCUCGGCGGCAUCACCCCCGUCACUCUCUCCUCUACGCUGCAAGUCCGCAUAACCCUUCCCCCACGUAAUGUGACACUGUCGGAGCUGCAGAGGUUGAAAAGACAGUUUGUGACGUUGCAUAAGAAGGCGAUUACACUGGGUACAACAGAGAAGGGUGCGGUGGAUUGGAGUGAGCAGAGCGUUGCGGACAAGUUUGUCGUGUACCUCGAAGAGAAUAUGAAACCUUGAGUUAGUAAUUACAUGGACCUACAGCAUUUUACUUAUCCGUGCGACUCAACUUGGAAAAUCUCGAAGCAAGAAAUACGAGAUCUCAACUGCUAUUCCUCGGUCUUAUCACCUUAUCCUCUUCGUCAGCUUCAUGCACAAUGCCACACGCACAAGAAGUGUCCAUGCAGCAGACAGCAAGCCGAAAGGAGGCAAGAGCCAGCUCACAACCCACGUUCGACCAACCGUACG